This is a messenger RNA of Pleurotus ostreatus (oyster mushroom), 2949 nucleotides long. RefSeq names its product component of the polarisome. Lineage: Eukaryota; Fungi; Basidiomycota; Agaricomycetes; Agaricales; Pleurotaceae. The coding region runs from base 1 to 2949 and encodes 982 amino acids. Gene Ontology annotation, cellular component: cell cortex of growing cell tip; actomyosin contractile ring. The record is from RefSeq and is a predicted model, not a curated record. Gene Ontology annotation, molecular function: MAP kinase scaffold activity. The transcript has 8 exons.
AUGAAGCGCAAUCCAUCGCGAGCACCAUCGCCCACACCUACGGCCUACUCAGGUAUCUCCAGUUACCGAACGGAUUCCUACCGUCCGAUCCGAGACCGCAACGUGCCUUCAGUACCGACGAUUGAUUAUCGUAUGGUUUCAAAGGUGCACUUUGAAGAACUCUCAUCUUAUCUUGCCGCAUAUUUGGCACGGUCACCUCCGAACUCGCGGUCGAGCGCACGGCAGAAGCUCACGAGGCUGACGAUACAGCAGUUCCAUGAACUAUCAACUGAUGUAUACGAUGAACUUGUUCGACGGAAGAAGGAGAAUGAAAUUCCUUUCCUUCCUGUCCGAGAAGAAUUCCACCCGAAACGCAACCAGGCCCGGCAAAAGUUAGCCACCCUCCCGACCUCGCGCUUCGAAGACCUAUCGAGUGAUGUGUACUUCGAGCUUGCGAGAAGAUACCCGGAGUUCAAAGAAGACCCAAGCGGCGAGCCAUCCCCAGGCUCAAACUACGAUGAUUACCCAGCUCCUGACUUCCCUUCAAACCGUCAAGCUCCUCCGAGUGGUCGGACAUCCGCGGGACGUACAUCUGAGGAUCGGGAUCGCCCCAGUGACAGCGGAUACGGAAGUGUAACAGGGUCUGGUCGACGACCCUCAGAAGAUCGACGGAGGCCCAGCGAGUCUGACUUCGCUGUGAAUAAUUCUGGUCGCCGAAGUGCAGACAACUAUGGCCCUGGUAGGUCAAGUGAAGACGGUUAUGCCCCCAGCGCAUCAUCUCGCAGAAAGCCCUCUCAAGACACCACGAGACGAUUAGACGAUCGCGACUAUAUGGGUCGGGCUGGAUCCUCUAGUGUCAGUGGCGGUAGCGACUCGACAGCCAACGCUCAGAGCGCUACGGCCACCAGCGGGAUGAUUAUACCCCAGAAGAGCACCAUGGCUGAAGAAGAGAUCAAGGUCCCGUACGGGAGGGACGUCAGAGAGAGCAGUAGUAGCGUGAUGGAAGCGCAGGACGGGAGUAGGAACCGAAAUCAGGGCGACGGAGGGUUUACAGACCAGGAACCGGAUACCGCUAGUGAGUAUCCUAGUCCAAUGACUCCACAUAGUCCACCUGCUGGGUUGAGUGGGCUGAGUGCUCGGCUGAUGGGUGUGGAUGACGACGACGAGGCGCCAGGGAAUAGGAGCGGCGAAGACUACAUGGAUAGGUAUAGUCGAAACUCCACUACUCCAGAACGGGCGGGCAGUAGUGGGGUGGGAGCCAUUUCGCGAUUGCAGAAUGGGAGGGCAAGCGUCACAGAGGAUCAAGAGCGGAUACGGCGAGAUUACGAGUACAAAAUCGCUACGAUGCAAUCGCAGAUCACGAACUUGCAGCGGGAUUUGGGGGACGCAGGAGAGAAGGAGAAGAUGUUCAAAGAUGGGGAGUCAAGGGUACAACAGCUGGAGGAUGAGUUGGCAACCUUCCGACGGCGUGCGGAAGAGCAAGGUUCUGCCAUGAAAGCUCUUCAGAAGGAACUCGACGAACUUCGUGAGACACGCGCCAGAGAAAAGGAACGCGAGGCCAGACGCGCCCGUGAAGAUGAGGAAGAGCUCCAAAUUCUUCGUGACCGCUGCGAGAAGUUGGAAGACGAGCGAGUUAACUUCCAGGGCGGUGCCGAUGCCGAGGUUGUCGACCAGCUCCGCUCUGACAUGGAGGGACUUCUGACAGAGCUGAAUGAUCUGUCGAGACGUAACGACGAGUUGAUGACCGCCAAGGACGCAGACCUGAUAGUAAUCCGCGAUCUCGACAAUCAGCUCAAGGAGUACAAACGCAAGUAUGAGCAGGCAAAGACGGAGCUUCGAAGCGUGAAAGCCACCUCCCAACUCUACAGUCAAGCGCCCAAACUGGACAAAUCGGACGAUCAGCUGCCCGUUUCUCCGGAAGGCGGCCUACUCGACAUCCAUGUCACUGCGUUUGUAUCAGCUAUCGACAGUCUCUUGGUUGCUGGCCGAUCAAACGCGCCCACAAGGGUGCUUACACCUAUGAAAGCUAUCGUCAAUACUGUAUCAGCGAUCAUUGAGGAUGUACGUACGUACGAACGGCGCUCGCCGCGGGAUCGCGCAGACGUGGAUCUUGAAGCCCUGCGCGCUCUCCGUGAACGAGCAGACGCCACCCUUAGCAACCUCACAACGGCAGCAAGGACUCAUGCCACAAGCUCUGGGAUGUCUCCCGUCAGUUUGCUUGAUGCUGCUGCUAGUCACGUAUCCGCCACUAUAACGGAAAUCGGCAAGACGAUCCUCAUCCGAAAGGCGACCCGGGCAGAGCAGGAGCAAUUCUCCCCCUCAGGCUCUUCGGGACCUUCAAGUACUAAUGGGUACUCACCCGCGCUACGGUCUGUCGAUGAACUACGGAGCUCAGCAUCACAUACAAGGAAAGCCAGUAGCUCUUCUUCAACCCGAGGCGCAGGCGUCGGUAGUUCACGUCUUGCAGAGUCGCCCUCGAAUUUCUCGUUUGACGCCCGAAGACAACCACCAUCUGACUACUCAAGCUCGGACACAAAUUCCCCUCCACCUAUAUUCGAUCGCCAAACGCGGAGUACAGGCGGGAUGGUCAGCGACGAUUCCGGCGUUGCUGAUGGUGGGGAAGAUGCUUGGGCUGAGCUUAAACCUUACUUGGAAGCUCAAACUGAGUCCAUCGUAUACGCCAUCCAGAGCGUGCUGUCUGGGGUACGAAGUCCAACACCACCACCAACCCUUAACGAAAACCUAACGCAAAUCAUCACCAUCGUAUCGAGCAUUGUCGCCGUAUGCAACGACAACCUCCCACCAGCAAAUGCCCAACAGGGCAAUGACAUACUACGCGAGCUCAGCGAGCACGCCAACAAACUCAGCGAAGUCCAAUCUAUGCCUGAGGUCACCAAAGAAUCACGACAGAUAAUGGCGAAAUCGAGUUUCGCCAUUGCAAACGCUAUGAAAGGAUUGAUGAAGCUAUGA